Molecule: messenger RNA, 432 nt
Organism: Wallemia ichthyophaga EXF-994
Lineage: Eukaryota; Fungi; Basidiomycota; Wallemiomycetes; Wallemiales; Wallemiaceae
Product: Histone H2B
Exons: 1
Coding region: 1-432 (143 amino acids)
Biological process (GO): nucleosome assembly
Cellular component (GO): nucleosome
Molecular function (GO): structural constituent of chromatin; DNA binding; protein heterodimerization activity
Source: RefSeq, a predicted model, not a curated record
AUGGCACCAAAAUCAGCAGAAAAGAAGCCCGUCUCCACCGCUGGUAAAGCCCCAGCCUCUGCCACCAAGCAACCUCAAGAGGGUGGUAAGAAGACAGCUAAGGCUCCAAAGGCCGACGGGGGCGACAAGAAAAAGUCGAACAAGUCCCGCAAGGAAACAUACUCGUCGUAUAUCUACAAGGUCCUUAAGCAAGUCCACCCAGACACUGGUAUUUCCAACAAAGCCAUGAGUGUCCUCAACUCGUUUGUCAACGACCUCUUCGAAAGAGUUGCUUCGGAAGCCUCCAAGCUCGCAUCCUACAACAAGAAGUCUACCAUCUCAUCCAGAGAAAUCCAAACCUCUGUCCGUCUUAUCCUCCCUGGUGAACUUUCAAAGCACGCCAUCUCCGAAGGUACCAAGUCCGUUACCAAGUUCUCCUCAUCCAAGGCUUAA